UCUUAGUCGACUAAGCCUGUCUCGCUCAAUCUGCCGCCCAUCGAAAAUUUUCUUCAGAUUACACCAUAGCUGGACCUUAAAGAGAGAGCCCCGCGUCUCCGCGUUGAAGCAGAGAAGCCGACCAAUCAUGGCGGAGCAGAAACCUGUAGGCGAAGGCAUGGGCGAAGGUUCGAGAGAGGAGACCGCCACCGGGGACACGGAGGAGGAUUUGCAGGAAGGUAGAAUGGAGCUGUCUUCCAUAAAGAUACUUCUUAAUAGCAUCUCAUGCUUUGGUCUUUUAUCUUCCAGUAAUGCCAUAAAAGCAGAAAUAGUUAAAAGAUACUGCCAAAAAAUUGAUGAGAUAUUGAUGUUGUUGAAGCUUGUGUUGGAGGAAGCCGUUCUCUACGAGAUAAUUCCCGAUGCGAAACUAACAGAAGUACUGAUCCAACUCGAUUCUAUCGUUAAUGAAGCCAGCGAGCUGCUUCGAAGCUGGCAUGAGACGAUGAGUAAAGUUUAUUUUGUGAUCCAAAAUGAGCCAAAGAUAACCAAAAUACAGACAUUAGCAGUUAUGGCUUGCCAACAACUUAAAUCUUCAUACCCUUCUGCUAUAUCUGCAGAAAAUGUUGGGACUUUUACGAAGAAGAUUGAGUCAGUUCAUCAUGAAAAAAUCUCGGAUAAAAUAAAAGUGCUCAUCGAAAAUCAUAUCAAAACGCCAUUUUGGUCCGAAAAUCUGGAGAAAAUUUCAAACUUUUUGAGCUUGUCAUCUAAUGAGGAAUUGCUCAUGGAGGUUGUUUCGCUUGAUAAGCUUAAAUCAAAGCUCGGGCGAAGCGAAAGUCAUACGGAACUGGAGCGCAUUGAUCAGAUUCUGGAACUCAUCACAUAUAUGCAUGAUUGUCUCAUUAAAUCAAAGCAGCUACAGAGCAUUAAUGGCGUCCCGGUUCCUCCUGACUUCUGCUGUCCUCUCUCUCUCGAAUUAAUGUCUGAUCCCGUGAUUGUCGCAUCGGGACAAACUUACGAGCGGGUUUAUAUCAAAAAAUGGCUUGAUCGAGGGUUUAAUGUUUGCCCCAAAACUCGCCAAAUGCUAGGGCACAGUAAUUUAAUCCCGAAUUAUACCGUGAAGGCGCUCAUCGAAAACUGGUGCGAAUCAAACGACAUCAAGCCGGCUGAUCCGGUAAGAUCCACGGCUUUCAUCAGCCAUAUAGAUAUGAAGCCAGAAAACGGUGUUUCAUCAGCUAAGGAUCAUCUUGCUUACUCUAAUGGAAUCCACCAUGAAAGUUACCUGCUCGAGGAGAAGCCGUCAUCUUCUAAGCUCCAUUCUACAGAUCCAAGCUCCACAGGCUCAUCUUUUCAGGACCCGAAUGAAUCUGGAUCCAGUGAUCAAAUUCCAACUCAUUCCAAGGAAGAUUUUUCUCAAGACAGUCAAAUUCAGGAACGAAUCCGCGGCAGUUUUAGUUCGAAUUCUGUUCUAGAAAACGAGCGUCUGAGAUCCGUCUAUCGCGUUCACAGUGAUCUUACUCAUGCUAGCAGUGAUGAUUCAGGCGAUGCUCCUCCUUCCUCUGCUCCUCAGAUAGAACCCAAGCUCACCGAUGCUCGCUCCAGAUGUCAAAUCUUCUGGCGACGCCCGUCCGACCGCUUUAAUCCGAAGACAAUCUCUUCACCCUCUGUUGAUACCAAACCGGAUCUAUCUGGCGUUGAGACGGAGGUUCGGAAACUGGUGGCGGAUCUACGAAGCGAAUCCGUCGAUACACGAAGAUCUGCCACAGAAGAUCUGAGACUUCUCGCGAAGCAUAACAUGGAGAACAGAAUCGUGAUUGCCAAUUGCGGAGCCAUACCUCUUCUAGUUGUUCUUCUAAAUUCAACUGAUCCGAAGACCCAAGCGAAUGCUGUAACCGCUCUUCUAAACCUAUCGAUCAACGACAACAACAAGAUCGCCAUUGCUAACGCAGACGCCAUCGAUCCUCUCGUCCACGUGCUCGAAACCGGAAAUUCGGAAUGGAAAGAAAACUCAGCCGCGAGGCUCUUCAGCCUAUCCGUAAUCGAAGAAUACAAGGUGCGGAUCGGACGCUCCGGCGCCAUCAAACCAUUGGUGGCGUUGUUAGGUAAUGGGAGUCGUCGCGGGAAGAAGGAUGCGGCUACGGCAUUGUUUAAUCUGUCGACAUUUCAUGAGAACAAGGCGAGGAUUGUGCAGGCGGGGGCGGUGAGGUAUUUGGUGGAUCUGAUGGAUCCGGCCGCCGGCAUGGUUGAUAAGGCUGUGGCUGUUUUGGCGAAUCUUGCAACGAUUCCGGAAGGAAGGACUGCCAUUGGAAGGGAGCAUGGGAUUCCUGUGCUGGUGGAAGUUGUUGAGUUGGGUUCGGCGAGAGGCAAGGAGAAUGCUGCAUCGGCUUUGCUUCAGCUCUGUACGAAUAGCAAUAGAUUUUGUAGCACGGUUCUUCAAGAAGGGGCUGUUCCGCCAUUGGUGGCACUGUCUCAGUCCGGCACGCCUCGCGCUAGAGAAAAGG
Phalaenopsis equestris is the source of this 2477-nucleotide messenger RNA. Its product is annotated as U-box domain-containing protein 4-like. Gene Ontology annotation, molecular function: protein binding; ubiquitin-protein transferase activity. The record is from RefSeq and is a predicted model, not a curated record. NCBI's taxonomy places the organism in Eukaryota, Viridiplantae, Streptophyta, Magnoliopsida, Asparagales, Orchidaceae. Gene Ontology annotation, cellular component: nucleus; cytoplasm. Gene Ontology annotation, biological process: protein ubiquitination.